Ictalurus furcatus (blue catfish) is the source of this 2042-nucleotide messenger RNA. Its product is annotated as collagen alpha-1(I) chain-like. The transcript is spliced from 12 exons. NCBI's taxonomy places the organism in Eukaryota, Metazoa, Chordata, Actinopteri, Siluriformes, Ictaluridae. The coding region runs from base 1 to 699 and encodes 232 amino acids. The record is from RefSeq and is a predicted model, not a curated record.
AUGGCCCUUGACAUGCUGUUUAAUACAGCAGGUUUCCCAGGAAGCACAGGCACACGAGGAAGACCAGGACACGUGGGAGAACAGGGAGAACCUGGAGUGAAAGGACCCCCAGGACCCAGUGGAAAGCCUGGACCUUCAGGACCAACCGGCCCAGCUGGGGAGAGAGGACCUCCAGGACUACAAGGAAGACAGGGCGAUCCUGGACCUCAAGGAAUAGAUGGAGCACGUGGUCCUCCAGGGCUGAAGGGAGCUGAUGGGAUGAUGGGGAGACCAGGGCCUGAUGGCAGUAAAGGAGUUCCAGGAGAUCCAGGCCCAAGAGGGCCUCCAGGUAUCCCAGGAUCUCAAGGUGAAAAUGGGUUGCCUGGACCAGCUGGGGAGAGAGGAGAGAAGGGAAUACUGGGUCCGCUUGGUGAAAUGGGGCCUUCUGGACUUGAAGGUGAACAGGGUCCACCAGGCCUAGGUGGACCAGAGGGGCCAUUGGGGAGAAAAGGGGAUCAGGUCAGGGAGAACGAGGCCUCUGUGGUAACAUUGGUCCUCAGGGACAGAAAGGAGACAGUGGUCCACAGGGUACAAAAGGUCUGCAGGGUCCACCUGGACCACUGGGUAAAGAGGGAGAUGUUGGGAAACCUGGAGAUCCUGGUGACCCUGGGUCUAAAGGGGAAAAGGGUGAAAGAGGCCCACAGGGGAUUACUGGUUUAGAAGGGCCCUGGGGAGCUGUAGGGGAAAGAGGAGAGAGGGGACCAAAAGGGGACAAGGGCAACAUUGGCCUUCUGGUGAGAGCAAAAAUACUGUAGAUGUGCUUGUUUAUCUGCAGAAAAGGUGUUUUAUGUUUAUAAGAAGAUAACUCUGUCCAUCCUAUCCUCAGGGUGAGCCAGGUCUUAUGGGUGGAAUUGGAUUGGCUGGGUUGAAAGGACUCCCCGUGAGUGGAUUUCUUAUUUAUUUAUUUAUUUAUUUAUUUAAUUUGCAUAAAUUAGGAUUGUUUUGAAACAAUGAGAUUCAUACUUAACAACGUUGUUAAAGUUGAUCUUAACAAACUAAUAAUUUUUUUCUUUUCUUUUUUUUUUUUUUUGUACCAAGGGUGAAGUGGGACCACCAGGGCCAGUAGGGGCAAAUGGUCCACCAGGGGAAAAGGUACUAAAUUUAUUUGACAGCUUUGCAUUCAGCCCUGAAAUCUAUGUACUCUGCUGUCAGGAAACUCCAAUGUACAUUAAGUCGAUGAUGCCAUAAAAAUGUGCUGCUGCAGCUUUAAUGUGCACAAAACUAAAUCAUACCCUUUGUGGGGGAAAAAAAGUAUUGAGUGGUGAAGACACUUUUUGUUGGUCCUUUGUACAUUUGGUGUGUAUAUUUCACUUAUAUGAAAAUAUAUGCAGUGUACCUUCAGCUCAUUUCAUGAACAUAAUUAGACCUCAAGGACCACUGAUGUAACUUUUAUGUACGUUUCUACUGUCUGUACCUUUAGAAGAAAAAUGUACCUGAACAGGACUUUAGAUAAUGAAGCACCUCAUGAACCUGGCUUGUAACACACUUACUCAAACAGUCACUCGCUCAUUCAGUCAGUCAGUCAGACACUCGGUCACUCAGUCACAGUCGGUCAGUGACUCACUCACUCUGUCAUUCACUUAGUCACUCACACAUUUACUCACCUACUGACUCAGUGAGUCAUUCACCCAGGCAGUCAGUAAUUCACUCAGACCACUGGUUCAAUUAUUCACCUAUUCACUUAAUCACUGAAUUAAACAGUUAUUCCCUCAGCCACUCACUCAGUCAGUCACUCACUUAGUCAGUCAGUCACUCACUUACUCACUUACAGUCAGUCACUUACUCAUUCACAUUUAUCGGGUUAAAUUCUCCAUAGAGGAAACUUCUACUCUAGUGGAUAUUAUUUAUUUGACCAUUACUGGCAACAGCAUAUGCAUGUCUUUAGGUUUGAAUUAAUUUUGAACGAUCCCAGUGAUUUACUGCACUCAUUAACCAAACUUUACAGAUUUAAAGCUGCCAAUUAUCUAUAAACAGAUAUAUAAAACAGUAUUUAGGGCAGUCAC